This is a messenger RNA of Eupeodes corollae, 1878 nucleotides long. Its product is annotated as kelch-like protein 5. The transcript has a single exon. Bases 128 to 1837 code for a protein of 569 amino acids. NCBI's taxonomy places the organism in Eukaryota, Metazoa, Arthropoda, Insecta, Diptera, Syrphidae. Gene Ontology annotation, molecular function: protein binding. The record is from RefSeq and is a predicted model, not a curated record.
CAUAAGUUUGCUGUUUUUGUUAUUUUUUUUUUUAUUUUGAAGAGGCAGUUUUUGAGUUCUAUCAACAUUUAAAAAAAAAAAACUUUAAUAUAACAAUAAGGGCAAUCACAUUUAUAAAGCUGGCAGGAUGUCCGUCCAAGUUUUGCAACCAUCAAUCACCAAAAAAAAGCUUUUCGAAGAUCCAAAUCACACAGACAAAGUUUUCGAAGGAUUUGACACGUUUUACAAAGAACAAAAGUACGUGGACAUCGUCCUUGUAGCUGCAAUUGAUAAUGUCAAAGUCAAGGCCCAUAGAAUUGUUGUGUCGGCUUCCAGCGAUUAUUUUAUGGCAAUGUUCUCGAGUACACUAAAAGAAUCCACUGCCGAAGAAAUUGUCCUUCAGAACAUCGACGGUUCAACAUUGCACUCGAUCAUAGAUUUCAUCUAUUCCGGAAAGUUGGAGCUCAACAGCGAUAUAGUGCAGAACGUCCUGAUUGCUGCAGACUUCUUGCAAAUUAACGAACUCAUUGUGGCUUGUUGCGAAUUUAUGGCUCAUUAUCUGGACGUAAGUGAUUGUCUGGACACGGCGGUCUUUGCAGAAAACCUCAAUUAUCCUGAACUAUCUCAACAAGCCUACUGUCUGGCUGUUAGCAGAUUUGCAGAGCUCUUCCAUGAAAAAGACUACUUGGAAUUGAAUUAUGACCAAUUGCUUAAAAUGAUCUCACACAAGGAAGAUGCAGAUUGCAUUGUAAACGAGGAGACUAUCUUUUUGGGCAUAGUGGCCUGGAUAGAACAUGACAAAGUCAACCGUGAAGCCUUUGUAUUCGAUCUUUUGGCAGUGGUGGAGUAUCAGUUACUCACGCCCAGGUUCAUCAUAGAAAACAGACAUUCCAUUUGUGUAGCACCAGAGUGCUAUGAGAUGAUUCUAACCUGGUUGGAGUGGCAUUUACUGCCCGACGAAGCUCAUGAUUCCCCAAAAGCUGCCCCCAAUAGAAUUGCAAAAAAGAAAAACAUCAUAAUCAUGAUUCCAGGAGAACAAACGACGACUGAGUUGAAGGCGCAAAUGUAUAGAUCGCAAUUGAAUUGGUGGUCAGAAAUGGAGAUUCCCAGUUCGCCGGUAAAGAAGGCAAACUAUGGCGUCGCAUUUAUCAAUGAACAAAUUAUUUUUGUCGGUGGAAAGGCUAAUGCUAAUGGCAUUUUGUCAAGUUCAAGUAGUGUUGAAUGCCUUAAUAUUGGCACCAUGGAAUGGUCUGAGCUGCCCUCAAUGCAGCAAUCGAGGCAUCAAUGCGCUGUUGUCGAAUUGAAUGGGGAAAUGUAUGCCAUCGGUGGAUAUUCGACUCAUAAUAUGCUGAACACAGUCGAAAAAUACGAUUUCUCGACUGGUGAAUGGCAGUAUGUGGCACCUCUUGUCCAUUACAUACGCAUAGCAGAAGCGCAAGUUCUCAACGGGAGGAUAUACGUCCUCGAUGUAGCUAGCAGAGUAAUGCAAUGCUACAAUCCCACAACCAAUAAAUGGUCUUUGACCUCGGUUAAAACUGAAGCCUCCAAAUAUUAUGGAACUGCUGCUGGAUGUGGUUAUUUAUACACUGUGGGUGGAUUUAUCGACAAUGAUCUAACUAAUACUGUCGAGCGCUACGAUCCCAUCAAUGAUACGUGGUCAUUUAUGGCUCCAUUGGAAAAGCCACGAUGUGGUAUCAAGUGUGUUUUCCUGAAUAAUCGAAUAAUUGCUUGUGCAGGACGUGAAAACGAGGGUUUUAGUUGUCGCGUUGAAGAGUACAACCCGAGAACAAAUAAAUGGACGGAAUUGGUACCAUUGUUAAGUGCUAUGGAUGGACGUUCAAAGAUUAUGAGUUAUUAAUGUUUAAUAAAAGUUAUUAAAUUAUGUUUCUAUUUUCAUAA